AUGGCUCCUGGUUUAUUAGGUCCUCCAGAGCUCCACUCCUCUACUAUCUCCACCACCGCAUCACCACCGUCCAUUCAUCCCUCUGAUCAACUCAAACCACCAUCAUCAUUAUCAUCAUCAUCAUCAUCAUCAUCAUCAUAUUUCUCUACUGGAAACCCAUGUCUAGAUUUCUUCCACGUAACCCAACAAACCACCUCAUCAGAACUCAUCCAACGGUUACAAUUCUCUUGGCAACACUCUCCUUUAACAACCCUUAAACUCAUAUGUAAUUUAAGGGCUGUUAGAGGCACUGGCAAGAAUGAUAAAGAAGGGUUUUACACUUCUGCUUUGUGGCUUCACAAAAACCACCCUAAAACCCUAGCAUGCAACGUGGGGUACAUUGCUCGUUUCGGAUCCCUCAAGGAUCUUCUCGAGAUUCUUUUUAGGAUCCUCGAGGGAUCUGACGUAAGAUAUAGAAUGAAAAGGGAAUGGGAAACCAUGAAACCUGCCUUCUUCGCGCAACGUUGCACGAAGAAGGUUGCAGGUGUAGAUGAUCUUAAAAAGGCUAAGGUUAUUAAACUUGAGAAAAAGGCUAAUAAAGCUAAGAAAGCUAUAGAUAGGUAUAAUCAUGAUCCUGAGUAUAAGUUUUUGUAUGAUUGUGUUUGUGAUGUUUUUGCUCAUCUUUUAAAGAAAGAUAUGGAAUUAUUAAGAGUGAAUGAUGUUGACAAUGUUAGUUUAGCUGCAAAGUGGUGUCCUUCAUUAGAUUCUUCUUAUGAUGAGUAUCUUUUGAUUUGUGAAAAGAUUGCAAGGAAAUUAUUUCCACGUGAUGAAUGUAAGGAGUAUGAUGGAGUAGAGGAAAAUCAUUAUGCUUAUAGAGUUCGUACUCGAUUGAGGAAGGAAGUUUUAGUCCCUCUUCGACGUGAACUCGAUUUGCCUGAGGUUUAUAUGUGUGCUAAAAGAUGGAGGGAUAUCCCUUAUGAUCGAGUCGCUUCUAAGGCUAUGUAUGUAGGGAAGAAGGUGUUUCUUAAGCGAGAUAGAGAUGGGUUUGAGGAGUAUCUUGAAGAUGUUGAGGAAGGAGAGUUAACAAUUUGUGCUGGUGCUUUACUUCCUAAUGAAAUUGUUUCAAGUCUUUAUGAUUCUGAUAAAGAACUUAAUCUUGUAUCCGAGCUUCAAUGGAAGCGAAUGCUGGAUGAUUUAGGUAAGAAUAAUGGAGAAUUAGUUAAUUGUAGUGCAAUGGCUAAUAAUAUAUCAGGUGAUGUUUGUGUUGGUUUUAUGAUUUUGGUUUCGGAGUUGUCGUGUGAGCCAUGGAAGGGGAAGGUAAUUACAUGGGGUGAAGAUCCUGAGUUGUAUCACAUUGAGGGUGAAAAACUUGUUGAAAAAGUGGAGUCAGUUCAACAUAUGAUGUGUGAUUCUAAGGUGGAUUUACAGAAAGUUUUUGAUCAAAUUCUGAAAUUUACUUUGGAGGAGAAUUUGACUGAAGAUCAGAUGUUAAGAAGGUUUUUUGUUUUUAUUGAUGAGGAGUUUGAUAAGGUUUGUGUUCAUCCCUGGGAGAUGGAGUAUGCUGAUAUACAGAGGAAGUUUCGAGAUCGAGGAAUUCAGAAGGUUCCGGAACUUGUGGUUUGGAAUUUGAAGGGCUCAUUAGGUGUUCCUGUAAAGUGUGAUCAACCUGGGAUGGCAGUUGUUAGCGGCCUUUCGAAGAAUUUGCUAACCUUGUUCUUGGAUGAUUGUGGUGUUUUGACUCCUGAGAGCGUGAUGAAUGCUGCUAUUUCUAGGCCUGAGUAUGAUCAGCUUGUAGUUCAUGAUUGA
Beta vulgaris subsp. vulgaris (sugar beet) is the source of this 1785-nucleotide messenger RNA. RefSeq lists its product as hypothetical. The record is from RefSeq and is a predicted model, not a curated record. The transcript has a single exon. NCBI's taxonomy places the organism in Eukaryota, Viridiplantae, Streptophyta, Magnoliopsida, Caryophyllales, Amaranthaceae. The coding region runs from base 1 to 1785 and encodes 594 amino acids.